AAUCUCAUCCCAGCGAACAUUAUUUCUUCGUCUACCAGGUACUUUUACCUCUGUAUCUCAGAUUUGGAUUUUCUGUCCUCAUCGGAGAAAAUUCCCGUCUCAAUAUCCCGUUAUAAAGCUUUGUUGUGACCUCCGGCCCAAAAUUUUUUUGAUUUAUCAAUUUGGACCUCAAACUGCUACAUCUAUUGCAGGCAGGGCCUUCUCCUUGUCUCUUUAGGUGCGCCACUCCUGCGCACAACGGAGGAACAGGGUGCUGCUUUGCCGGAUCCGAUCUAGGUUCUCUGUUCCGACCCGCGAGAUUUCUCUGGGUCUGAUUGCGUUCAUGCAUUAAAAUUUUCUGUUUCUUUGUUUCGAGGGAGUCAUAAGAAUGGGUAUAUUGUUUACGCGAAUGUUCUCAUCGCUCUUUGGCAACAAAGAAGCUCGGAUCCUCGUUCUCGGGCUUGACAAUGCGGGGAAAACCACGAUAUUGUAUCGUCUGCAGAUGGGUGAAGUUGUCUCCACAAUUCCAACUAUCGGGUUUAAUGUUGAGACGGUGCAGUAUAAUAAUAUCAAAUUCCAAGUCUGGGAUCUUGGUGGACAGACAAGUAUUAGGCCAUACUGGAGAUGCUAUUUUCCAAAUACCCAAGCUAUAAUCUAUGUUGUUGAUUCUAGUGACACUGACAGAUUGGCCAUUGCUAAAGAUGAAUUUCAUGCAAUCCUUGAGGAGGAAGAGUUAAGAGGUGCAGUUGCUCUAAUUUUUGCAAACAAGCAGGAUCUUCCUGGUGCACUUGAUGAUGCUGCUGUAACUGAAGCAUUGGAGCUGCAUAAAAUUAAAAACCGACAGUGGGCAAUUUUUAAAACUUCUGCAAUAAAAGGAGAAGGGCUCUUUGAGGGCUUGGACUGGUAAGCUUUGUAGAAAUGGAAUAGCAUAAAUGUUGGAACUGGUUUAAACAAUGUUCCAUUGGUGUGAUUUCUUUGGUAAGAGCUUAUGUUUUUGUAAGUGUGAAACAUGAUUAUUUGAGUGAAUAAUUAGAACUAGCAUGCUUAAAGUUUUUAAAACUUUAACAUUUUCUAUAAAUUAUUAAUAGAAAAUUUCGUACUGAACUAUAUGCUUGUUAUGUGGUUGUCUUUGCACUU
Molecule: messenger RNA, 1116 nt
Organism: Carica papaya (papaya)
Lineage: Eukaryota; Viridiplantae; Streptophyta; Magnoliopsida; Brassicales; Caricaceae
Source: RefSeq, a predicted model, not a curated record